Balaenoptera musculus (blue whale) is the source of this 3191-nucleotide messenger RNA. RefSeq names its product phosphoinositide-3-kinase interacting protein 1 (gene PIK3IP1). The record is from RefSeq and is a predicted model, not a curated record. Bases 573 to 1745 code for a protein of 390 amino acids. Lineage: Eukaryota; Metazoa; Chordata; Mammalia; Artiodactyla; Balaenopteridae. The transcript is spliced from 4 exons.
UACUAUCUUUCCUUUCUGCAGCAACUUAAUGAAGCAGAAAGGGUAGAGCUCCCUAUUUCCCAAGCAGGAAGGAAGAUGACAGGAAACGAAGCUUUUAGCAGGUUCCUGUUGUCCCAUGAAAGCUUUUUUUUUUUCCCCCUUUCUCCUUUCCCUGCCAGGAGCUUGCAGCUCCAUCUUUGCCAUUAAGAACAAAGGCAAGUAGCCACUUUCUCUUUCCUUUUCCUUGCCUGUGGCUCAAGAGUGGAUGGAACUUGGGGGUUCAUCUCCCCUACUCCUAAGUACUGUUCUUUUCAGGGGCUUUGCACGGUGUCACCAGAGCGCAGGCCCUCCUCCCCCAGCCCCUUCCUGCGGCUCUCCAGCUGAGGGGAGUGGGAGUUUGGAGUCACAUCCAGGCAGCGAUGAGGCAGGUUCCCUCUGUCUGAGGUUCUCUUUUCCGUGACUGAAUCAAGGCUUUUGUAUAAUUCUCUUGGGAGGGAGUGUUGCCUGUGGAAGUGUGGCCACAUCCACGGAGAAGGGAACACCAGAGUUUAUGUAACAUGGAAUGACAACACAGGGAUGGAUGUCGGGUCCGGAUGCCCACCGACCGAAAACUCCCACCGUCUCCACAGAGAGACCUGAACCCAGGGCUCCCCCGCACCCUCCUGCAAACUGGCCACAAGUUCCAGAGCAACAACCCCUUGCACUUGUGCAGUGCUUUCCGGCUUACGAAAGAGAAAGAAAAGAAAAGAAAAAAAGCUAAUACUGAGCGUUGGGGGCCGGGCACCGGCUGGGGGCUCUUCACGCGCUCUCUCUCCGUUCUCUUUCCGGCCUCACAACAGCCCUGCGAGGCAGGCGGGGUUUUCCACGUGAGGGCAACGUCUCCCAGCUGGGAUGGGCCCGGGCUCCCCUGUCCGCCACUCAGUGUCCUGUCCGGGGGACUCCUCUUCCUCACAGGCUGCUUCUGGGACAACGGCCACCUGUACCGGGCGGACCAGCCCUCUCCCGCGCCGGGCCUCCUCUGCCUCAACUGGCUGGACGCGCAGAGCGGCCUGCUAUUUGCCCCCGAGUCGGGUGAGUGCCUGUCCCGGGAGGCGGGCCUCGGGCGGGCGGGCAGCGGCUGCAUCCCGGCCCCGGCCCAUGGCGCCUUCUUUCCCCUCCCAGGCGCCGGCAACCACAGCUACUGCCGGAACCCGGACCAGGACCCACGUGGGCCCUGGUGCUACGUCAGCAGCGAGGCCGGCGCUCCCGAGAAGCGGCCUUGCAAGGACCUGCGCUGCCCAGAGACCACUUUCCAGGGCCCGCCAACCUCUACAACAGAAACCGAGGAGGUGUCUGAAGUGCCAGGAGGAGAUGAGGUGCAGGUGUUUGCUCCUGCCAACACCCUGCCUGCCCAGAGCGAGGCCGCUGCCGUGCAGCCAGUGAUUGGGAUCAGCCAGCGGGUGCGGGUGAACUCCAAAGAGAAAAAGGACCUGGGAACCCUGGGCUACGUGCUGGGCGUUACCAUGAUGGUGAUCAUCAUCGGCAUUGGAGCUGGCAUCGUCCUCGGUUACACCUACAAGAGGGGCAAGGACCUGAAAGAGCAGCAUGAGCGGAAGGUGUGUGAGAGGGAGAUGCAACGAAUCACCCUGCCCUUGUCUGCCUUCACCAACCCCACCUGUGAGAUCGUGGAUGAGAAGACCGUUGUGGUCCAUGCCAGCCAGACUCCAGUUGACCUUCAGGAGGGCAGUGCCCCCCUCAUGGGCCAGGCGGGCACUCCAGGUGCCUGAGCCCCCCACGAUGGGCAGGAGCCCAUGCAGACACUGGUGCAGUACUGCCUACCCACCUACAGCUGGGAGGAUCUACACUUUUUGUUGUGGUUAAAACCCCCCACUUAUUUUUUUGGUUUGUUUUUGGUGAAUCCUAAGACAAGCAGGUGGCACUGUGGGAUGAGGGUGAGGCUGGGUGGGGUCCUACCAAUGCUCUUCCUCCAUCCCGUGGAGCAGGAUUUUGCCCGUGGAUGGAGGCAGCGGCAGUCCCCACAGCAGUGCUGCCAACAGGGGCUUUCAGUGCCCCGGAACUGAACCAGGGAUGGACAGGGAGCUCCCCCAGCUCCUCUGUGCUUUAUUGUCCAAGAUGGCCUCAGCCUCUGCCUCCCCACGUGUUCUCCUUGGGCUUGAGUGUUGCACACUGUUAUUCACAGUUCAGGUCAUGUAGGUUGAGAAGCGGUGUUUAAAAAAGAUAUUUAGUUUUUUAAAUAUUUGGGAUGCAAUUCCCUGCUGACCUCUGAGAAAUGGAAAUGAGUCUGUACGAAAGUCAGAACUGUGGGUUGAGAACGGGAUCUAGGUGGGGGGCUGCUGGCAGUGAUGUGCCUUGACAACCGUGGGCUGGGCCCAGGGACUCUUCCUGUUUUGAAAGGAAAGGAAGGGGAAAAUCGCACUGAACAUUCCACUUAGGAAGAGGGUAAAGAAAGAUCUGCAGCUGCCUCAGGCCACAGGACCCGAGUGGACCUGGGGUGCCCCAGACGGUUUCUCUUCAGGGUGGACAGUGACCUCUCUUCAUUCUUCAGGGGUGAGACAGCAGCCAGCUAACCUACGGGAAUGACACUGUGGGUGAGGCCUUGUGAACUGCUUCUGAGAGGUUAACCUGGAAACCCACUCGGAGGCAGGGCGAUGGAGGGCUUCAGGACUUGGCUCCUGCCUCGGCCCAAAUCUGCAGGUGGCUCUGUAGCCUCCAGGCCAGCGCCUUCCUGUGGGGUCAGUAGGGCGAGGGCCACAACCCCUAACUUGUAAAAUAAUCAUAGAACCAUUGGAAGGGACCUUAGGGUUCCCGAAGCCUUUUGGACAGAGGGGCCAGAAGUGGAAACUGACAUUCAGGGUCACAGAGGAAGCUACCAGCACGGCCAGCCCUGAGGCCCUGAUAUCACACUCGGAGGCCUUAGCACUGCUUCCCGUCCACAUAGCUUCCUUCCCAAAGCCCUGCCACUGCCUCACGUGGAGAGGGGUUAGUGGGGCCCAGUCUCUCCCGCAGGCUGUUCCUGGAAGUGAUUUGCUGAGGGGACCUAGGCCUCAGGGGGUCCCUUGUUGGUAGUGAUGCAGAAGAGAACAUUACUGGUUUCUACUUUUCUAUAAAAGCAUUUCUCUGUGUACAAGUUUUAUAUACCUCAUUCUGACACCUGCCUAUAAAGUGCAGGAAAUUGCUCUGCAUUUGACUUACAUAAAUAAAAAAAAAAAAAA